AUCUCGUGGCUGCUGGAGCCCAUCUCAGGGCCUGACCAGCUCAGAGCUGCUGCGCAUGCGCACCGGAGCAGCGCUAAUGGCGGAGAGCGUGCGGUCGCCGUUCGAUUACCGGGAGCCCCCGACCCUCGACAGCGACGGGGAUGGAGGAAAGCCGCCGCCGCCGCGCGGGCGAGUGUGUGGCAGGAAGAGGAAGGGGACGCCGGUGAAGGUGUGUGAAAGAGCGGCGUAUGUGACGGAGGACGAGGAGGAGAGUCUGUCUGAGCACAGUUACAGCCCAGGGGAUGAGCAGUACACAGAGGGAGCUGAAGACCGGAUUCCUGCGCCGAGCAGCCCGUUCUUCCUCACCGACCCGGCACAGCUCUGUGUGCCAGAGCUGGCUGAAGAGGGCGCUAGCGGCGUCCGCGGUCCUGUGCUGUUCCACCCAGCGCCCAACUGCAGGAUUAGAGAGGUGCAUUGUGGGAGUCAGGUCCGGCUCGUCGUCAUAGCCAUUCGAGACAUUGCCAAAGGCGAGGAGAUCACAGUGGACUACAGCCUGACCGACUGGGGAGAAAAUGCCAUGGGCUUUCAUACUUCAGUGUCCCCGCGCGGGUUUGAAUGUGGAUUCAACCCAGAGAGCAACAUCAAGAAGGAGGAGGAGCCGGGUUCACUCCCAAUGUCUCUCAGCGUUUCUGACUACCUCACUCCGUCAUGGUCCCUGUCUCCCUCCUCCUCUCCGCUGUCUCACUCCGAGGCCAGCGACUCCGACCAAGAGGAGGACGAAGAGGAGGAGGACGACGACGAUGAUGAUGAUGACGAUGACGAAGAUGAUCUGGAGGACCUGCGGGGCCGCAUGAUGAGACGCCGCAAGAAACAGAAAACCUCGGCGACCGUCAAGAAGAAAGCCCAGCCCCGCCCCCUGUCCUUCACAUGCCCCGCCCCCUCCUCGCCGACGCCCUUCCAGCAGCCUCUAGCCCCGCCCACCACCAACAUAAACAAUAACAUAAACAUAAACAUCGGCGCGAGCGGCGCGCUCUCCCGGAGACAGCACUGUCCCUACUGCGGCCGUCACUUCCGCUCGCUCGCUAGGCACCUGGAGAAACACCACGAGCAGCAGCCCGAGGUCCGAGCCGCCAUGGAGCUGUCGCACCCCCCCGCCUCCUCGCACCCCGUCACAUCUCCCUCUCAGCCCUCGUCCUCCCUGUUUCCCCGCGAGCGAGACGCUUCGUCUUCAGCGCCGAAGUCCGGAGGCGUCUCCUUCUCGCUCUCGCUGUCUCCGCCUCCUGCCUCCAAUACCGCAAAAAAGAGCUCAGCGACAGCGCCUAAAAACAAGAGCCCGGCCGUCUCGCCCAAGCCUCCCGCCAGGAGAGGACGGCCGCCGAAGAAAGAGAAAGAACAGCAGCAGAAGAAGCAGGAGGAGGUGGAGGAGAAGAAUCAAGAAGACGGAGGCGCAGAGGAGAAGAACAGUGACGUGGCGAGCUCUGGGCGCUCUCACAUGCCUCCUCUGCUGUCGUCGCUCUCCACACUGGUGCUGUAUCUCCGGCGGCAGCAGCACUCCUCGUUCCUGUCUCUGUCGCGCGCUCCUCCGUCCGCCGAGGCCUGGCGUCUGCUCUGCCACUCCAGCCUGGCCCUGCUGAUCCUCUACAACCGGCACCGCGAGUGUGAGGUGGCCAAGCUCACGCUGCAGGACUACCGCAGCCGCGCUGCUCCCUCCUCUCCCUCGCUCGACUCCUCGCUCUCCCCGUUCGAGCGCGCCGUCCUCGGCCAGCUCCCGUGUGUUAGCGUGCUGGGCAAACGCGGCCGCCUCCAGCCGCUCAUCCUUCCUCCGCACUCGGAGGCGUGUCUGGAUCUGCUCCUGGAGACGUCUGCAGACGUGGGCGUGGAUCCCCAGAGCCCCUAUGUGUUCUCCCGGCCGUAUCACUCCCCGGCCACGCCGCUGCGCGGAACCGACCUGCUGCGGAGCCUGGCGCGCUCUAGCGGCGCUAAGAACCCCGCGACGCUCACCGCCCCCCGCGUGCGGCGACAGGUGGCCAUCCUGACCCAGCUGCUGCUGCUGGAGGAGGGAGAGCGCGCCGCCAAACGCCUGGAGGACUUCCUGCAGAGGGAGUAUCACGUGAGCCAGAGCUGCGCUCGGAUUGGCCAGGACCCGGCGCUGAUGAACCGCGUGGGGAGAGUGGUUCUCUACGGAGAGAGAGAGGGAGUGCUGUUCAGAGGAAUGAGCCUGCAGCACAUCUGCCUCGAGCUGGACGUGAUGUCGGGGAACUCUGGCGACUCUUUCUCUGAUGACUCUGAUGGAGAGGCCAGUAAGAGUAAAGACACUGGAAAGAAGAAAGGGUCGCGUAAUCGAGCGCCGCGGCCGAAGAAGAGCAGCAGCCCUCAUCAGUCCACCAGCACACCGUCAGCGGCACACAAGAGACGCAGCGCUCAGGUCAAGUCCGGGAAGCGCGGCGUGCUGAAGCGGCCGUGGUCGGAGGCGGAGCGAGUCGCCGUGGAGACGCACCUGAAGAGGAACAUCAUGGAGCUGCGUGUUCCUUUGGGUCUUGAUGGACUGGUGGCUUUGAACUCGUGUGGAAAAGAGUUGCGUGAAGAUUCAUUCAGCUCGGUGAUGGCAGAAUUGUGUUGGAUUUUUCCUGAACUCUUCUUCUAA
Sinocyclocheilus anshuiensis is the source of this 2623-nucleotide messenger RNA. RefSeq lists its product as uncharacterized. The record is from RefSeq and is a predicted model, not a curated record. Bases 56 to 2623 code for a protein of 855 amino acids. Gene Ontology annotation, molecular function: protein binding. Lineage: Eukaryota; Metazoa; Chordata; Actinopteri; Cypriniformes; Cyprinidae. The transcript has 10 exons.